AUGAGCUUGCUACCACCAGAAGAUGAAGGAGAUGGAGUGGAGGUAGCUUGGGAGGACCAACAGCGUAUAAAUACAUUCUCAAAGCUCAACAAUCGAUUGACAGAUAUCCAAGAUCUCCUCAAACAGAAAAACGAAGAGAAAGAGUACUAUGACGACUUAUCAAUGGAAUUAGAGCUGGCCGAUUCAGAUUCCGAACCUAUACUAUACAAAUUAGGAGAUUCGUUCUUCCAUUUGUCGUUGAGAGAUGCAAGGAAACAGUUGAAAUCGGAUUUGAAGAGGUAUGAAAGUGAGAUUGAGGGGUUGGAAAGUAAGAAGAAUGAUUGUGAAUCCGGGAUGAAGGAUUUGAAAGUUCAAUUAUACGCAAAGUUCGGUAAACAGAUCAACCUUGAGACUGGACCUUAG
Molecule: messenger RNA, 402 nt
Organism: Kwoniella botswanensis
Lineage: Eukaryota; Fungi; Basidiomycota; Tremellomycetes; Tremellales; Cryptococcaceae
Exons: 5
Coding region: 1-402 (133 amino acids)
Biological process (GO): protein folding
Cellular component (GO): prefoldin complex; cytoplasm
Source: RefSeq, a predicted model, not a curated record